AUGGCUGAACAACAUCUCGAGGAAAGACUUGGCAAUGGAGAAACUGACUCAGUGUUAACUUCACUUCUAUCACAAGAAACUAGUCCCCAGUCUCCAGUAAUGUCGAAAAAAUCCUCAAAUGUGGAUCAGAAACAAAAAGAGCCGGCAAAAGAGGCUAGUGAAAGGCUAAUCCAAAUGAAAAACGAACAGCGAGUAAAGGAGCUAGAGCUCCAAAAGCUGACCGCUGAGCUUCAGCUGACAAAACAGCGCAAGGAAAGUUGCUGCUCUCAACAAGUCCCAGGCUGAAGAAGCCGAACGAAGAUUGCAAGUAUCGGAUAACGACACAGUACAGAACUUCCUUAUUAACCGUCACUUAGAAAAACAUUCAGAGCUACCCAAUGAAAACAAAGAAUCUUCUUUGGCGAAGAAAAAUCUUCUUUGGCGAAGAAAAAACUGACUAUGAAUCCUGGAAGGCAGCAUUCCUGUCUGCUGUCGACCGUCUUGAUAUUCCUGUUGGAGAAAAAAAUGCUUAG
Molecule: messenger RNA, 512 nt
Organism: Paramuricea clavata
Lineage: Eukaryota; Metazoa; Cnidaria; Anthozoa; Malacalcyonacea; Plexauridae
Source: the annotation of a GenBank genome assembly